This is a messenger RNA of Gymnodraco acuticeps, 3326 nucleotides long. It is a transcript of the gene lingo4b, whose product is annotated as leucine rich repeat and Ig domain containing 4b. The record is from RefSeq and is a predicted model, not a curated record. Bases 378 to 2189 code for a protein of 603 amino acids. Gene Ontology annotation, molecular function: protein binding. The transcript is spliced from 3 exons. Gene Ontology annotation, cellular component: extracellular region. Lineage: Eukaryota; Metazoa; Chordata; Actinopteri; Perciformes; Bathydraconidae.
CGACCUGAAUUAUUUUAGUAGCGUAAUUAUCUAAACAACUCCCCGAGGAGCGCGUCAGUGGGAGGACGGAGUGAAGCGCGCGACUGUGAUGCGACAGAUGUUGUAAAAGUCUGGUUGGAUGUAGGCAGAGGGAGAAGAGGAGGAAGAGGAGGAAGUGUCCUGGACAGAAAUGAACACGUUUUUCUAUUGGCGACGGACGAUGAGCAGUAAAGAGGUGGAAGCUCUGCUGCGAUGUUUUCUGCUGUGAAAGCUUCAGCUGGCAACUAUUAAGGGCAUGUUGUUGGUGGAACCACAUCUCUACCGAGGACUUAACUAAAAUAUUGCCUGCCACUGGUUAUGAGAAUCUGCACUACGAGACUGAAACGGUUGGGGGUAAGAUGUUUGUGGAGUCAGUCGUGCGAUGGGGGGCCUGGAGCAUCGUCUUCCAGUUUGUGCUGGGUGUAUCCGCAGGAGGCUGUCCUCCACGCUGUGUGUGUCGACCUGAGGCCAAAGAACUGAUCUGCUCUGGCAAACAUUUGAACUCAGUGCCAGAGGGCUUUUCCGGCGAUGCCAGGCGUUUGGAUUUAUCCCACAAUAAGAUUAAGACUGUUGGGCGCCGGCAGUUUUCUGGCCUCCCGCAACUUCAAGAGUUGGAUCUCAGUGAUAACAUAAUCUCCAUGAUUGAGGUGGAGGCUUUCCAGGGGCUGCAGAACCUCAGGACGCUUCGGAUUAAGAACAACCGACUCAAGAUCAUCCCCGUCGGGGUGUUUUCUGGCCUUUCCAGUCUGCGCUUUCUGGAUUUGAGUCAGAAUGAGAUUCUGGUCUUCCUGGACUACACCUUCAAAGAAAUGGUGAACUUGCAAACACUGGAAGUUGAGGAGAAUGACUUGGUCUUCAUUUCCCAGCGAGCUUUUUAUGGUCUGCAGAAUCUGCAAGAACUAAAUUUAGACCGCAGCAACCUGACCUCCGUUCCUACAGAGGCUUUGUCUCAGCUCCAGAGCCUGGCACGUCUUCGCAUGCUACGCCUUACCAUUUCUACACUGCCUAACAACGCUUUCAGGCGACUACACCGUGUGCGUAGCCUCAUCAUUUCAAACUGGCCUGUGUUAGACACGGUGGCUAGCAACAGCCUGAUCGGACUUAAUUUGACCACGCUUGUCAUCAGCAGCUGCAACCUAAGUGUUGUUCCUUACUCAGCACUGCGUCACCUGGUGUAUCUGCGCUACUUGGACUUGUCCUACAACCCCAUCACUGUUAUCCAGGGUAAUCUGCUAGGGGACCUCUUGAGACUCCAGGAGUUACACCUAGCAGGCGGGAGUCUGCUACGAAUAGACCCAGGAGCCUUUAGGGGACUGGCCCACUUUCGCAUGCUUAAUGUGACGUCCAAUCAGCUCAGUACUUUAGAGGAGAGCGUCUUCCACUCUGUGGGGAACCUGCAGGUAUUGCGGUUGGAUGAGAAUCCCCUAGCAUGUGACUGCCGGCUUCUCUGGGUGGUCCGUCGACGAUUGCGCUUGAACUUUGAUGGACACCAACCCACUUGUUCGUGUCCCGACGCAGUAAGACAGCGGGAAUUCAAAGACUUUUCAGAGAAGGAGCUCCCAAGGCUCUUUACCUGCCGCCCUGCGCGUAUCAUGGACCGCAGGCCGCAGGAGGCAAGAGUAGAGGAGGGGACUACUGUUCUGUUCUCCUGUAAGGCUGAUGGGGAUCCAUUCCCAUCCAUCACCUGGAUCUCAUCCCAUAAGAAAGUGGUUUCUCCAACAGGGCGAAUUAGGGUUUGGCCAAACGGGACUCUGGAGGUUCGUUUUGCCCAAGUUCAGGACAGUGGCACAUAUCAGUGUCUGGCGGGCAAUGCAGCCGGCAAUGACAGCCUAACUGUCGGCUUGUACGUGAAGGGGCUCCCUCGGAACCGAACCAUCCCUUACUUUUCCGAGGAGGGCUGGGAUGAGCCUUUAAACACCGAAGCUGCCAACUCCUCAGCUCAAAUGGCCAAACCAUACCCGUUUGACGCGAAGACCUUGAUCAUCGCCACCACCAUGGGCUUCCUGUCUUUCCUCAGCUCAGUGGCCAUCUGUUUUGUCUUCAUGUUUUUCUGGAGCCAGAGCAAAGGUCAGAUCAAGCACAACGCCACUAUUGACUUUGUUCCUCGCUCCUCAAUGGGUGGUGGAGGGGAAGGAGUUGACGGUGGGAGGUUCACCAUGAAACUUAUUUAAAGCCAAGGUGGAGUUGAAAGAGGCUUCCUUACAGACUGACUUCUUCUGAACUAAGGAACCCCGUUGGGACACUCAAGGACAGAGAACUAUUUUCAAAGUCCUCUUUUUAGGCUUCUCAACACUGACUUUACUUACGAAUGAACCUAGGAGCUUAGUUUAAUGUCAUUUAAAAAAAAAAAAAACUUAAUUUGUACUCAUUUUGGGAUUAACACAUGAAGACAGUGGAGGUUUGACACAGGUUUAUUUCUUGUCAGAACAUAUCAGGUGCUUGUUUCAUCAUCCUAAUUGUACAAGUGUGCUUGUAUUGCCAAUACAAGCCGAAUAAACACUUGCCCUUUGACCCUCGGGUUGCUAUUUCUGCUUUCACACAGAGGAUCAAAACUGCCACAACAGCAUCGGCUCUAAGUGUUUGUGACUACUGUAAGCUGUUGAUACUUGCAAUAAAUAUAUGGAAUAGACUAGCCAAAUCAUUUGUUGAUCCUCAAGUUGUGAAAUUGUGGCCAUUUUGGAGUAUGCUGCACUGGAUGUGUGCUUUCUGUUACGGUACUGCUUACUUUAAAUGAUCAUGUAGCAGUGCAAAGGGAAUGAUUGCAUACCAUAAUGUGAGUAGGAAUGUCAUAUUUUCCUUUUUAAUACUUAAAACACACUUUGUCAGGUCCUUAUUGGAUCAAUUUAUGUGUUUUGUAACAUAUGUUAUCAUGUAAUUACAAUAGAUUAGAUGUUCUUCCAUCAACAAAUGCUAUGAUUUCUCCUUUUUUUAUAUUAAAAUAAAACCUUUUUUUUAUUUUCACAAAACAACACAAAACAUUGACAAAUAUGUGCCUCAGCAACAUUUUCACCGUUGACAGAGAGAAUGGUCACCUCAUCAUCGUUAUCUUGUAAAUAUUUAGGUCAAGGGCGUUUGUGUGCGCUGGCUUUAUCGUUUUAUUUAGUUCUGGAGAUUAGUGUCACUCAAAUUUGGCACGAUUGUUUGAGUUUAGCGUAACUGUGUUGAUGCACUACACACAAAUCAUGCUUUAGUAUGCAAGAAGUUAAUGAAGCAGACAUUCAGCAUGGACAGACUUGUUUAUUUAAUAUCUUGUUCAUAAAAGACUGAUUCUUUUUUUCAUUUUACUUUAUUAAAAACCUAUAUUUAAA